Messenger RNA from Cajanus cajan (pigeon pea), 3411 nucleotides. RefSeq names its product extra-large guanine nucleotide-binding protein 1. Lineage: Eukaryota; Viridiplantae; Streptophyta; Magnoliopsida; Fabales; Fabaceae. Gene Ontology annotation, molecular function: guanyl nucleotide binding; G-protein beta/gamma-subunit complex binding; GTPase activity. Gene Ontology annotation, biological process: G protein-coupled receptor signaling pathway. The record is from RefSeq and is a predicted model, not a curated record.
AAACGCUAAAAAGAAGAAAGAUUCCCCCAAUUCCUUUUCCUUCCUUCACUCACUCCCUCACCAUCACCACCCACCACCUCUAUUCCCUAUUCCCUAUUCCCUUCUAUUAUUAUAUUAAUAUUAAUAUUAACAAAAAUCCCCUUCACACUUCACACAUUCAUUCCAUUCUCUCAUUAUUUUCCCAAUCAUAACUCUUAACCAACCCUUUCCCUUCUCUUUCAUGCUUUUCUCCGAUUCGGAUUAGGGUUCCAUCGCACCUCCGCUUCCGACCAUGUCGCCGGCGGCUCACGAUGCUGCCCAGUACUCAUUCGCCGUCGAGUACGACGGCCCGCCGCUAUCUUUCGACCUCCCUCGGGCGGUGCCAAUCAGCGUCGACAACAUUCCGGUCGCCGCCGUCGUUUCCCAGGUUCCUCUCUCCGAUGCUCUCGCUCUUCCCGUCGUGCAGCCGCUCCUGCCGCCGCAGCUCCACCACCCCCUCCGGACACUCGGUUCCGAACCUAGGGUUUCCAAAUUAGCGUCCGAAACCACGGUCUCGCCAACCUCCGUGAUCGCGUUCGACCACAGAGCUUCCCAGAGCAACGUCGGCGAGCUCUCCGGCGAGCUGAGCAGCUCCGGCGCGUUCGAGUUCUCCGCCGGGAACGACGGCUCCGGCGAGUUGUCCGAUUUGGGGGAUAGUUCGAGAGCGCUCGAGGAAUCAAUCUCGCGUGAUCGAAGCUCCAGUGCCGUCGAGUCUUGGGACAAGUCGGAGAGAAGUUCUGGGGCGUUUAGGGUUUUGGAUGAUGGUAAAGAGAGUGUGGAUUUCAACGAGUUGAAUCAGCAAGAUUGUGCUUCCACUGAGUCGGUGCUGAGUUUGGAGUAUCCCUCGACUCGGGUUUCGUCUCUCAAGGCUGAGGAUAUCGAUGCCAAACGCCCACCUGUUGUUACUUUCGAUGUGGACUCUGACGAUGAUGCGUUGAAUGAAGAGUUUGAUGUGGAGGACACUGCGAGUAGACCUGUUAUUAAAAGGGCACCUCUCACGAAGGGGAAGAAAGGGUCUUGUUAUAGGUGCUUCAAGGGGAAUAGGUUUACUGAGAAGGAGGUUUGUCUUGUCUGUGAUGCGAAAUAUUGUGGCAAUUGUGUGCUCAGAGCUAUGGGUUCCAUGCCCGAGGGGAGGAAAUGUGUGACUUGCAUUGGAUUCCCUAUAGAUGAGUGCAAGCGAGGGAGUUUGGGGAAAUGCUCUCGGAUGCUCAAGCGUUUGCUUAAUGAAUUGGAGGUUGGGCAGAUAAUGAAGGCUGAGAGGUUUUGUGAUGCGAAUCAGCUUCCACCUGAGUGUGUUUGUGUGAACGGCCAGCUACUUUCUUAUGAGGAAUUGGUUACGUUGCAGAACUGCGCAAACCCUCCAAAGAAGCUGAAGCCAGGAAACUAUUGGUAUGAUAGAGCGUCUGGUCUUUGGGGGAAGGAGGGACAGAAGCCUUCAAAAAUUAUAAGUCCGCAUCUGAAUGUUGGAGGCCCCAUCCAACCGGAUGCUAGCAAUGGAAACACUCAGGUUUUCAUCAAUGGUCGGGAAAUAACAAAAGUGGAGCUUCGGAUGUUGCAGUUGGCAGGUGUUCCGUGUGCUGGCAAUCCACAUUUUUGGGUCAAUGAGGAUGGUUCCUACCGAGAGGAGGGGCAGAGGAAUACAAGAGGUUAUAUAUGGGGAAAGGCUGGAACAAAGCUUGUGUGUGCUUUCUUGUCUCUGCCAGUUCCUUCUAAAUCUUCAAAUUCUUUGGGAGAGCAACCCUCCAGUCUGGCUAGCAGAACAAUUCCCGACUACCUUGAACAUGGCAUUGUUCAGAAGCUUCUCUUAGUUGGUUGCAGCGGAUCUGGAACGAGCACUAUUUUUAAGCAGGCCAAGAUUCUUUACAAAAGUGUCCCAUUCUCAGAAGAUGAACAUGAAAAUAUAAAGUUGACCAUUCAGAGCAAUGUUUAUGCAUACCUUGGCAUACUUCUUGAGGGACGUGAGCGUUAUGAAGAUGAAAUUUUGGGGAAUUUAAGAAAAAGGCAAUCAUCUGUACUUGAUACCGCAGGAACUAGUUCAAAACUUGAUGAUAAGACCGUAUAUUCCAUUGGCCCAAGAUUGAAAGCAUUCUCUGAUUGGUUACUGAAAACUAUGGUAUCAGGAAAACUUGAUGCUAUCUUUCCAGCUGCUACUCGUGAAUACGCACCAUUGAUUGAGGAAUUAUGGAAUGAUGCUGCCAUUAAGGCCACAUAUGAAAGAAGAAGUGAAUUAGAAAUGCUGCCUAGUGUUGCCAGUUAUUUCUUAGAGCGGGCUGUUAAAAUAUUAAGGACGGAUUAUGAACCCUCAGAUUUGGAUAUCCUAUAUGCCGAGGGAGUUACUUCAUCUAAUGGGGUGGCUUGUGUGGAGUUUUCAUUUCCGCAAUCAGCUUCUGAGGAAACCAUUGACACUACUGAUCGACAUGAUUUGGUUAGGUAUCAAUUAAUUAGAGUGCAUGCAAGGGGACUCGGGGAAAAUUGCAAGUGGCUAGAGAUGUUUGAGGAUGUUGAAAUGGUCAUCUUCUGUGUUUCCUUGAGUGACUAUGAUCAGUUUUCUGUCGAUGGCAAUGGUUGUCUCACUAACAAGAUGAUAUUGAGCAGGAAGUUUUUUGAAACCAUUGUCACUCAUCCAACCUUCGAGCAAAUGGACUUCUUGUUGAUAUUAAACAAAUUUGAUCUGUUUGAGGAGAAAAUUGAACAAGUUCCUUUGACCAAGUGUGAAUGGUUCUCUGAUUUCCAGCCAAUAAUCAGUCGCAAUCGUCCCAACAGCAAUAGCAACAGCAUUAAUAAUAAUCCCUCCCUUGGUCAGCUAGCUUCCCAUUACAUAGCGGUCAAGUUUAAAAGGCUUUAUUCAUCUCUGACAGGACGAAAACUAUUUGUGUCCCCAGUGAAGGGGUUGGAGCCUGGUAGUGUUGAUGCAGCACUUAAAUACGCCAAGGAAAUUUUGAAGUGGAACGAAGAGAGACCAAACUUUAGCUUGAGUGAGUACUCGAUGUAUAGCACCGAGGCGAGUUCAUUCUCUCAUUGAUUGCCAGUUCAGGCAAGAGUUCCAAGUCAAUACUUGUGUUGGGCUUGACAUCUUUUCUUGUACAUAUGCUAACUAGGAGUAAAAGGGAUUGUGCCCACUACUAGCUAUUCACUUGUAAGAUGCACUAGACACUAGACACAUUUAGGUUAAGGUUUCCAGCGAAUUAGAGUAUGCUGGUGAGUCAGUCAGCACAUACCACAGAGAUCAAGGUGUAAUGUUCAAAUUCAUUUUUUAUUUUUAAUAUGGUUUGUAUAUCAGUUUUUGUCGCUCCGUCAAGUUAUUGAGUUGCAAACUAUAUUCUGUGCUAGGAAAAAGGAAAUACAUGAUGCACCACGGCUCUAUAUCAUUCAAGCAUAAGAUAUUAACUUGGC